ACCAACCUUCUCCGCUACUAACUUCACUCAUUGUAUAUACGUAUAUUGGACGUUCGUAUCCCACUGGCAUAUCUGCGCGAAGAGAAGAACAUCUGCAAAUAUGGCUUCUCCAAAUACCGAGGCCAGCGGGAGCUCAAGACUGGACGUAAAGCCAGUAGCAACAGAAACAGUCCAGGCAUCCGCCCCUAAGGAUGUGGCCGCACCAGACAAACCCAGGCCAGCCAGGACGCGACCACAGAGACCGAACUACUUCUUGAUUCACUCGAAACCUCUGCCUUUGGAGACCCAUCCUCUUCCGGCAUUUGUCCCACAGAAUCCGCUUUCUCUACUGCGCAUCGCAUACAUCUAUCUCUCACAACUCAUCUCGGCACCUUCUUCUCACCCCGAUGUGCCCAUCACUGGUAUCUUCAGCUCGGAAACAAGGUCUGUCCACAUUACAGACCAGAAGUCUAUCCGCGCUCUGUGGGAGAUGGGUUUCUUCGGAAAGGGAACGUUAUCACGUAGUGAGCCUAGCUGGCUCGAUAGAGAAAAGGCUCGUCUCAAGGCCAGCAAGCACGGCGGUGGUACAGCAGAAGAAAACACCAGAAAGCGAAGAGAGGAGAGAAAACUCUUCAAGCUGGAAAGAGCCAGACUGGAAGCUGAGCAGAUCGAAGAGACGUUGAGAAAAGAGAGAGCAGCGCUAGAAGCCAAGAAGGAAGUAAAGGACGAAGAAAAAGCGACAGAGAUUGCCAUCUCUCACGUUUUCCCCUGGAUGCAACAGGAAAGUGCAAACGCAGAGUUCACAGAGGAAACCCAAGCCGUACCUGCGGAAACCGCCGAAACCAAGGAGCCUGCCACCAACAUCGUCGACGUCCCCAUCCUCGAAACCGGCACCACAAUCCACACAACCGGCAUCCCACCCUCCACCGUCCCAGCAGAAACCCCUCUCUCAACCGACGUCGAAGCCCCCAUCACAAAUCAAGAACACCUCCAACUCAACCUCGAAGAAUCCUUUUUCCUCUGCUACGCCCUAGGCGCCCUCACAAUCCUCGACCCCUCAACCUCCCAACCCAUCCCGCCGCCCUCCCUUCUAACCCUCUUCCGCCGCCACUCCCAUUUCCCCACUGCUUCCCCCUCUUCCCUCCGCCCCGAUGACCCAUUCCUUCUAAACUACAUUGUCUACCACCACUACCGCAGUCUCGGCUGGGUCGUCCGCCCCGGUGUAAAAUUCUCCUGCGAUUUCCUGCUCUACAACCGUGGACCUGUAUUCUCGCAUGCGGAAUUCGCAUUAUUGAUAUUACCGGAAUAUGAAGAGGGGAGUGUGGAGGCCGAGCAGGGAAAGGGAAAGAUGGGAUGGUGGUGGUUGCAUUGUGUCAAUCGGGUGCAGAGUCAGGUCAAGAAGAGUUUGGUUAUUGUGUAUGUCAAGGUGCCGAAGGUGUUGCCUGUGGGAGAGGAUAUUGGGGAGGUGCUUAGGAGUUAUGAGGUUAGGGAGUUUGUUAUCAGGAGGUGGUUGGCUAAUAGAAGCCGUGAUUAGAUAUAGCUAUGUGAGAAAGAAACAGGCUGGUGAGACGGCUAAUUUUGUUUUGUCGCAGCUAUUGGAAGCCAUCAUUCUUUAGUUUAUCGAACUCCAGCUAUCGAGCUCCACCUCACGAAUGCAAGCUAAAUAAUGCACUCAUGUUCUCCUGUCUUUCGAUCUCCCUUUCCUU
Aureobasidium pullulans EXF-150 is the source of this 1685-nucleotide messenger RNA. RefSeq lists its product as uncharacterized. Gene Ontology annotation, biological process: tRNA splicing, via endonucleolytic cleavage and ligation; tRNA-type intron splice site recognition and cleavage. The transcript is spliced from 2 exons. Gene Ontology annotation, cellular component: tRNA-intron endonuclease complex. The coding region runs from base 101 to 1513 and encodes 470 amino acids. The record is from RefSeq and is a predicted model, not a curated record. Gene Ontology annotation, molecular function: nucleic acid binding; tRNA-intron lyase activity. Lineage: Eukaryota; Fungi; Ascomycota; Dothideomycetes; Dothideales; Saccotheciaceae.